Molecule: messenger RNA, 6931 nt
Organism: Culex pipiens pallens (northern house mosquito)
Lineage: Eukaryota; Metazoa; Arthropoda; Insecta; Diptera; Culicidae
Exons: 4
Coding region: 180-2597 (805 amino acids)
Source: RefSeq, a predicted model, not a curated record
CGAGGUACCUAAUUAACAAAUAAACAUUCGUCUGCCAUAUUCAUUUCGGGCGUAGUCUGCUGAACUCGACGGUUCAGGAAUUCCGGAGCGGUUAAUUUAGUGGAAAAUGUUCUGAUUCUAGUUGCGAAUCCGCAUUGUUUCUUCGAUUGUUAGUGCCUUAGUGGUCGAGUGAUUGAAAAAUGGCGAUUUUGUGGCGCUGCGGCGCCCUUUUGGCCCUGAUCGCCGUGGUGGGUGUGUUGGCCCAGUACGAGUGGCAGCCACGGGACGCGUUCGACGAGGUUAAGGCCAAGUUUGACCGUGCCACCGCGGACAACUGUCCGAUUCUGCACAAGUCGGACCUGUUCCUUUCGGACGACACCGUGUCCCACCUGCCGGACAUCAAGGAGUUUGACCAGAAUCCGAUCUUCCCGAAUCGGUCGGCGCUGCUGCUGCUCCACAAUAUGGCGCUCAGUCGGGGCUUCUACUGGAGCUACAUUCUUCAGAGUCGAUUCAUCCGACCCGCCAUCAACGACACGUACGACCCGGGUAUGAUGUACUACUUCCUCUCGACCGUGGCGGACGUCUCCGCCAAUCCGUCCAUCAACGCCUCCGCCAUCUACUUCUCGCCGAACACCUCGUUCUCGUCGUCCUACCGAGGCUUCUUCAACAAGACCUUCCCCCGAUUCGCCCCACGAACCUUCCGCCAGGACGACUUCAACGACCCGAUCCAUCUGCACAAGAUCUCCACCAUGAACACGUUUGACGUGCGCGAUCUCGGGGCGUUCCCACCGGAUUCGGUCUCGCGGGACUACACCCAGGAUCAGUACAAGAUCAACGAUUGGUACAACGCGUGGCUUCCGGAUGACGUGGAUCGGCGUCACGACACCAAGACGACGUACCAGGUGGAGAUUCGGUAUGCGAACAACACGAACGAGACGUUCACCUUCCACGGACCGCCGGGGGCGGAUGAAGAUCCGGGUCCGGUUAAGUUCACCAAGCCGUACUUUGACUGUCGGCGGUCGAACAAGUGGCUGGUGUCGGCGGUGGUGCCGAUUGCGGAUAUCUACCCGAGGCACACGCAGUUCCGGCAUAUCGAGUAUCCCAAAUACACCGCCGUCGCCGUCAUCGAGAUGGACUUUGAGCGCAUUGACAUCAACCAGUGUCCGAAAGCGGAGGGUAACAAGGGCAAGAACAAGUUUGCCGAUACGGCCCGGUGUAAGAAGGAAACGACGGAGUGUGAACCGCUGGACGGGUGGGGCUUCCGGAGGGGUGGCUACCAGUGUCGGUGUAAUCCGGGCUACAGAUUGCCAGCCGUAGUGAGGCGGCCCUACUUGGGGGAGAUAUUGGAGCGAGCUUCCGGCGAGCAGUAUUACAAUGGGUUUGACUGUACGCCGAUUGGGUGGCUGCAGAAGACUCCGAUCGAGUGGUACCGGCUGCCGGCUUACACGCGGGAGAAGUACUUGGCGCAUUACUACGAGCACAAGAAUUACAGCAAGGGUGCGAUCUCGAUCCACUCGGAGAAGAUCAACGUGAACGAGGUACUGAACUUUAUCUUGGGCGUGAACGAGAAGACGUGCAAGAACUUCCACAAGCAGGAUCUGAUUUUGAAUGGUGACAUUAGCUUUGGAGCGCAGGAGCAGUUUGCGAACGAGGCCAAGAUGGCGAUCCGGUUGGCGAACUUCAUCAGUGCUUUCCUGCAGAUAUCCGACCCGCUGGAAGUUUACUCCGGCAAACGAGUCGCGGACAAACCCCUCACCGAGGAUCAGAUGAUGGGCGAAACGUUGGCGCUGGUCAUGGGCAACUCGCGAAUUUGGAGCGCCGCCACGUACUGGGACCGCAGCAAGUUCCCCAACCGCACUCUGUUCGCCCCGUACGCGUACAAAACCCAGAAGAACAGCCGUAAGUUCAAGAUGGAGGACGUCGCGCGGAACAACAAGACCGGCGAAGACUACACCGAGCUGCCCUACUUCAAGCUGAUGCGGCAGCGUUGGGCGGCGAACUUUGACUCGUUGGAGAAGUACUACAUGAAGAUGAGGUUGAGACAUAACGAAACUGGGGAGCAUUCGCAAAAGUACGAACACUAUCCGAACUUUUACCACGCGGCCACGAUGCCGCACGGACACUGGACGGUGCCGCAGUUCGACUGCAAGGGAUACGUCAAGAAGUGGUUGAUUACGUACGCGGUGCCGUUCUUCGGGUGGGACAGCUUGAAGGUGAAGCUGGAAUUCAAGGGCAUCGUUGCAGUCUCGAUGAACAUGCUCCAGCUGGAUAUCAACCAGUGUCCGGAUGAUUAUUACGUGCCGAAUGCAUUCAAGAAUACCCACAAAUGCGACGAGAAGACCUCAUACUGCGUUCCGAUCCAGGGCCGCGAGUUCGAGCUCGGUGGCUACAAGUGCGAGUGUCUGCAGGGCUACGAGUACCCGUACGAGGAUCCGAUCACGUACUUUGACGGCCAGCUGGUGGAGGCCGAAUUCCUGAACAUUGUCAACGACGACCGCAGCCGGUACGAUACGUUCAAGUGUCGGCUGGCUGGGGCCGCCUCGGCCCGGCUCGAGGUGACCAUCUUGGGUGGGUUGAUGGUGCUGUCCUGGCUGUUGUUCCGCCGGUGGAGUCGGUAGGGAGGUUUGGAAAGGAGUGGCCAUCCGAAAAGAACUGCAAUGAAAGUCGUACUGUUUUCAACGGGAGCUGAGGGAGAAGGUUGAGACAUGAAACAGAAGUGCAUUGCCUUAUGGCGUCGGGAACGACGCUCGGUAGAGUUAGGAAUAAGCUGGAAAUUGCAAAUCAGACGCUGUUUGACAUCACAAGACAGCUGUCAAACCUAUUACAGCUCUCAAUCGACACCUUUUCUUUUAUACCGACUAUUUUCAAUUCUUAUGAAAAACUGAAAAGAUAUUGACUUGACUCAAUCUAGAGGUGGAAUUUGGGUGUCAAUUUGAGAUAACUUAUCUCAUACAUAUAUUUUGACAGAGUGACAGAAAUUGACAGAUUGACAGAAGAGUACUUACCAACAUAGCAGAAACUACCGUAGCUACACCUUGAUGGUCAAAUUUAUAAAAAAAAUAGCCGUUUUCUACAUUUUGACACAAUUUAACUUGACACUUAAUUUCAGCAAACACAAUCAUGUUUUAUUGUCUAUGACAAUAAAGUCCAUUCUAGAAGUGACCGGUGGAUUAAAUAAAAUUAAAGAUACCAAAAUGAUAAUCAAGGUUCCCAUUUAUGAAUCUUUCCAUUUAACUUUGACAAAUUUACAGUAUGACCAGGCUGGCCAAUCAGAGACAAUUUUAAAAUUUCCCCUUUUUUCAACUUUUUCUGUAUAUUCAGAACAUCAAAUAUAUUUUACUUGAAUUUGUUAAGUUUUUGUCUAGAAUUUUCCUUAUCAGACAAUUUAAAGUAAGACCAAUACAUUUCUUCAAUUGAAGUUUGUUCUAACUUUUCAUAUAUAAAAAAACCUUAUGCAAACGAAUUUAACUAUUCACAAUACUUUCCACAUUUUAUCGAUUCAAUUUUCGCUUCAACUCCUAAAUUAUUGUCUGUGAAAAGAUGGACAAAAAAGUUAGGUAAUUUAUAAAAUGAUAAAAUAAAAUAAUGAAACAGUUUUGGAAGUAGAACAUCUUCUUCGUUUAAAGAGUACUCAGUAGGAAUCAAAUGGGAUACUUUUAAGCUUUUGAAAAAGAUCGAAAAAUCGUAAUAUUUUAGAGAAAAUUAAUAAGUUUAUGAAUUUGCUUAAAAAAUAAGAAACUCAGGCUUGAAAUGGGGUUUGAAGCAAUAGCUUUUAAACUUGUGUAAGACUUGACUUUCAAAAAAAGGCAGAAUCAUUUUUUUUUGAAAACAGGUACUAAAUCAUUUAAAAAUUAAGCAAAAUACGAUGAGUAUAUUUUAAAGGUAACUGACUUAACCAAACCAUAUCAGGCUCAAUUUUCAAUGCUUUCACUAAGAAUAUAUUUUUUUAGAUGAUGUAGUAAAUUUCAAAGUAUUCUUGCUCAGGAAUUUCACGAUAUUUAAAAAAAAACUCAAAUUUUCAUAAUCUGCAAUAGGAGCAUCAAACAAAGUGAUUUUUUUUUGUAAAAUAUUCAUUUUUAACAAAAUACCGUACGCAAACGAAGUGACAUUUUGAAUGCAUUUCACUUUAACAGAGUUUUGUUUGUUAAAUUCUCUAAUUUUCACAAAAUACCAUAUUUUAUCUAAAAUAUUAUAAUUUCCAUGAUUUGCAAAAUGGAUUGAUAUCCAUAUAUAGCGAUAUUUUGUUUGCAUUUUAAUCUUUUAUGAGUAUUUUUUAUGUAAAAUACUUAAAUUUUCUAAAAAUAAUGUGUGUUUAUGUUAAUUACUGAAAUUUACACAAUUUGCAAUAUGAAUAUCAAACGAAGCCACAUUUUGUAUAAAUUUUCCCUAAAUUAUUUUUUUUGUUAUUUUUACAAAAUAUCGUUUUUUUGAAAAUACUCAAAUUUUUAUAAUUUGCAAUAUGGGAAUCAAACGAAUCAAAAUUUUGUAUGCAUUUACUUUUUACUGAAGCAUUAAACAAUGCGCAAUUUUGUAUGAUUUCACCUUUUUCGUUUUUUUUUGUAAAUUAUAAAUUUUUCUCGAAAUACCGUAAGCAAACGAAGAGAAAAUUUGAUUUUUUUUCACAAUAUAAUGAUUUUUUCUAAAAUAUUCUUAUAUUAAUAACUUGCGAUAUGGAUAUCAAACGAAGCGAUAUUUUGUAUGCAUUUUAACCUGAUUUGAGUAUUUUUUUAUGUGAAAUACUACAAAUUUUUAAAAAUAUUUAAUACUGUAAUUUUCAUAAUUCACUGAGUGGGUAUCAAACUAUGCAAAAUUUUGAAAUUUCCCUUAAAUUUUUUUUCUGUAAAAUACUAUUUUUUUAAACAAAAUGUCUUUUUAUUUAAUUUUUCAAAUUUUCGUAACUUGCAAUAUGGGUUUCAAAUGAAGCAGAAUUUUGUAUUUAUUUAUUUUAAAAAUCAAACAAAAUACGAUGGAUAUGUUUUCAAGGUAAUUGACUUAAUCCAACCAAAACCAAAAUUUUCAUAAUCUGCAAUAUUAGCAUUAAUCGAAGCGCAAUUUUUAUGCUUUUAACUUUUUUUUUUUAAUUUUAAUUUUUCUCGAAAUAUCGAAAAUUUUGAGAAAUUUUAAAUUUUUUUUCACAAAAUGUCGAUUUUUUCUAAAAUGUUAAAAUUUUUAUAAUUUGCAACAUGGGUAUCAAACGAAGCGAUAUUUUUUAUGCAUUUUAACCUUAUAAGAGUUUUUUUUUUUGUUAAAUACAAUUUUAUUUUCGAACACACCAUAUUUUUGUUAGAUACCUAAAUUUUCAUAAUUCGCAAAACGGGUAUCAAACAAAGCAUAUUUUUGUAUGAAUUAACACUUUAUUUGAUUAAUUGCUGUAAAUUACUCAAGUUUUCACAAAAUACCAAAUUUUAAAAUUUAAAAGUAUAUUAAAUUAAAAUUUAAGCAUUUUUGAAAAAAUACGGUUUUUUGCGAUUUUUUUUUUAAUUUUACAAAAUCUGAUAAAGUUAAAUGAAAAUUCCUAUAAAUUUUUCGAAAAUUCGGUAUUCGUACAAACAUUGGUAUUUGUAAAAACAUUGAUUAUUUUACAAAAAAAAAACUCUUCUAAAGUGAAAAUACGUACAACAUAUCCCAUCGUCUGAUACCCAUAUUGCAAAUUAUUAAAAUUUAAGUAUUUAUUUUUUUUUUUAAUUUGAGAAUUCUUCAAAAAAUUAUCAUUUUUUGAGUAUUCAUACUUUGAUACAAACUUACAUACAUUCUCAGUAAAAGCUUGUCAUUUUCAACAUGAUUUGUUUCGAUUAAGUCAAUUCUGGAAAAAUAUUAAAAAUUAGUUAUCGUUUGUUAACGUUGAUAACUUUGAAUUAUCAAAAUAACGAUCGAUUAUCGUUAACAACCCUACAUUAUACACUUGAUUUAAACAUUGUUCGAAACUCUAAAAUGAAAUUUCUGAAAAAAAUCAGUAAAAUUCUUAACCUUUCUUAGAUUUUUGCUUAAGUUGCCGGCCUUGCCUAUUAGAUAUUUGACUUUGACAGGAACAUUGAAAUAACUUUAUGAUUGAUGAUUGAUGUAACUUUAACCGUUUAUAAGUCAAAAUUGAUCUAUAAUUCCUGCAUUGUUUUUUUUUCAUUCGAUUCGAACGUUAACAAUCGGAUUUUUUUAAAGUAUUGGCUAAAUUAUACGAAAUCAAAAGGAAUCGAACAUUUGUUGACAUUUAAAUCGAUUGCUUUCUUAAGAACUAACUAGAAUUGUUUUUGAAGUCAUUUUUUAAAUCACUCACAAAGAAACUAGUAUGUUACAAAAGUAUAACUUGUUAAAAAAAUCAAUCUCUAAAUUUAUAAAAUCGAUAAAUUUGAUAGGCCAUCAACUAUAAUAUUUUAUUUUUGACAGAUUGACAGGAAUUCACUUACCCAUUAAUAUCAAACUGGAAUAUCUGGAAAAUAAUAAAGGUUGCAAAUCUUAAGUACAACUUGAAGUCCGUAAUUGAAGUGAAACAUAAAUAAAAAACAAAUGAAACCCCUUUUAUAAGGUGAAACAUUCCAACGAAACAGUGUCUGAUUUGCAGUAGCCAGCUAUAAAAAAGUUCAAUUUUAAUCAAGAAUCUCUAGCAAUAGUUAUUAUAACCGUUUAGAUAAGCAGAAACAUUAACAUUCCGUCCAGGGACUUUAGAAAAGAAAUCAUGUUAGAAAAGAUUCAAAUCACGAAUAAUGUAAAAGAUUUAACAACAUAUCUCUAACACAACUUUAGCAACCUAAGCCGUCCAGCAAGUAUUGUGAAAACGUGUAAACUGUAAGCCAUUAGAAUGUAAGCUGUUUUAGAAAUCUCAACUGUUUACUCAAACUCUAAACACAUGCUUUUUAUUAGAACCAUUCGUUGACGCGCAGAUGAAUUUUUGUACAAUUUUUAUUUUCUAGAAAAAAAAAAACAAACUCCGUACCAAUAAAGCGAUUUAGUACUGUUA